UGGUUUCUCAAUUCUCCAUCUUCUACCUCCGAGCAUCAUCUGGCGACAUCGCCACUACCAAUGGACUCUUCGGCCUCCAAUUAGUUGACCCAGGCUGCGUCAUCCAAUGAUAUCGAAAGUCAGCACCACAUGCUUCUGACUGCGAGUCCGGAUCUACACCCAACAGAGAUCACAGAAUCGGGAGCGAUUUGGGGAUUUAGGGUUUCAAAAUCGAAAGAGUCGUCGUUUUCGAAAUGGCGUUGGGCAAGGUGAAGGAGCUCGUCUCGUCCAAUCCGGUAGUCAUCUUCAGGUUCUCUCUACCUCUUCAUCUUCUUCUGUGUGUCUAUAUAUAUAGAAUUGUCGAUCGUUUUGAACCAAUUUGGAAAUUUGACAAUAAGAUUUUGAUUUGCUGCAACAAGCUUUGUCCUCACUGUGUUUGCGUGAAGCAGCUCUUCGUUCUAAAAUUGGGAGUCCAGUACAAGGCCAUUGAAUUGGACCAAGAGAUGUCUGUCUAUAUGCUUCAAACUAAGUUGACAAAACAUGUUUGUGGCAUAUGCAAGAAGUGGAAUCAGCCUGACAGUGGAAGUUGGGUUGUUGAAGGCCCUUGUAACUCUGUGCCUAUUCCUGACGGGGCAGCUCUAUCAGCAUUUCAGUACUUCGAAAACGUCAGAAAUUUCCUUGUGGCUGUGGAGGAAUUGGGGCUUCCAACCUUUGAAGCCUUUGAUUUGGAACAGGGAACCAAAUUUUGA
Molecule: messenger RNA, 728 nt
Organism: Rosa chinensis
Lineage: Eukaryota; Viridiplantae; Streptophyta; Magnoliopsida; Rosales; Rosaceae
Exons: 5
Coding region: 234-728 (164 amino acids)
Source: RefSeq, a predicted model, not a curated record